UUCUGAAACAAGUCAGACACAGAAAAACAGCAUUUUUUCCCAAAAUGUAGAGCCAAGCUUUAAGAAAAUGAUGGCCCAACACAAGGCUAGCAAAGAGAAAGCCAUUGCACAGCUUCAGGAGUACAGGGCUCUACAAAUGAGAAGGUUCCAGGUGUCACAUGGAGGUUUACCACACAACACUGUAUCAACACAGCAUAGUUAUAGCAAUAACUCAAACAAUGAUGAUGUAAUUGUUUUGGAUGAGCCAACUGACUUUAUUAUACCAAAGAUUUCUGGAACACCUUACAGAAAUACAAGACCCAAUAUAAAUUGUCAGGAAAGCAGGACACAUUUUGUUUCAAAAACUCAUGGCAGUGGAACUGAAUAUCAGUAUUCCAAACAUAGUGCAACCAGUCAGUGUGACGAUAGUCAUGUGAUCAAACCUAGCCAAUCCAAUUCUUUAUCUGGAAGUCACAUGUCCACUUCUAACCAAUCGAAAUACAUGUACCAUGAGAAUGAUCACAUGACAGAGGUUAACCAAUCACAGUCUAGUGCUAACAAACAUUCAAAUGUUACUUGUGGUAACUGUGGGGAGAAAGGACAUAACAGAACAUUUUCUAGAUGUCCCAGAUAUCACACUGCAGAAGAAAGUGCUAGAAGAGAGGCAAAGUUGGAGAAACAGAGGCAACAAAAAGAAGAGAAACAGAAACAAGAAGUUGAAACAAUACAUAUGUUGUCUGAGCACCGGCGUGUACUGGAGGAGAUGACAUCUCAGAUACAAAGAGAGAUGGGUACCAUCCAGAAUAGGUUACAGCAGAGAGCAACUGAACUCGAAUCACAGGUCAAUUCAAGAGUGAGGAAAAUUGAAAACGCCAACAAAAAGAAAAAGAAAUGACUUUAUUCUUUACACCUAUUCACUGUCAUUUUGUAUCUCCUAGGGAGGCAUGUAGUUUUUAAAUUGUUUGUCCUUCUGAAUAGAUGUUGCAAUAGAAUGUUGUUAACAGAAUAAUAGAACACUGAGAUUCCUUCCAUAACAUUACAAUAAGAAGUCUUUCUACAACAAAAUGAAUGAUUGGGCCCUUGUAUCAAUUCUUUUAUAUGUCUGUCUGCUUUUUGUCCGAUCAUUCAUGGAUGGAAUAAAAUAAAUUUAGGUAAAUAUGUUCCUCAUUAAAACUAUGUAUUGAAGGCAAUACCAAGGUUUCUAGCUCAAAAGGUUACAAUUAGGCCAAAACAAUAUCCGUCCAAACUCAUGAUUUGAUUGCAAAAAUAUGGUCUUUUAUUGCCCAAGAAGCAGAUCAGGCAAAAAGUCAAGGUCAAAUACUUUAGAACAUCGAUGGUCGUGUUAGGUUAUCACAUCCCUCAUUCAUUGAUCGUAUUUGGAAUAUGUAGGUGUAAAUUUGACAAUUUGUCACGCCCAAAGGCCAGGUCAACUAGGAGAAAAGUCAUGUCAAAAUAGUACAUUGAUUGUUGUGUCUGGUCAUUUCUCAGUCAUUCAUUCAUGGAUGUUUUUUCUGAUAUUUGAACAUACUGAGUAUGUCAGAAUUUGUUAAUGUUCUUUUUCUCUUGUUACACUAUUGUAACCAUGCCUUCAUUGUUAGUCAAAGGUCAUGGUUGCUAUACUGGGUCCAGGCUAGGGACAUUAUUCUGAUUCUUAGGACUAGUUCUUGUUUGCAUAUAAUUGUUUUUAAUCUUCUGUUUUUUAUGCAAAGUCUGUUUUAGAAAGAUAUAUACAUGUAGUUCUUUUAACUGUUACACUGCUUCAAAAGUUAUAUUGGAUUGUUUUUACUUUGUAUUUAAUUUUACUAUUAUGUUAUGCUAGAAUAUAUCAUGACCUUUGAGUUGUUAUAUUUGCAAGUUAUUACACACCGAGUCAGUUGCGUCAGUAAUUAAUGAGUAAAGUAAUACCCAAAGUGGAUAUGUCUUUGAUUGAGAAAAUGUUAUGUUUAAGUUUUUAGCUCACCUGUCACAAAGUGACAUGGUGAGCUUUUGUGAUUGCUUUUUGUCCAGCGUCCAGAGUUAAGAUACUUUUCUUUUUUUAAUGCGUUUAUUUAAGGUCGCCGCCGGAAAGCCCAUAUGGGCCACCGUACACUCAAGUCGGGCCAUCCUAGAGCGUCCCGCCGAGAUUUUUUCGUCAAUUUUUUUCCAGCUUUUAUUGGUGGAGGAAGACCCCAGGUGCCCCUUUUGGCAUUAUUUCAGGCACAAGCGGGCACCUGGGUAGAACCAUCGACAUUCCAUAAGCCAGCUGGAUGGCUUCCUCACAUGAAAGAUUUCGACCCGACUGAGGAUCGAACCUACAGCGGUGAGGGACCUGUGAUCUCAAGUCAGCGACCUUAACCACUCGGACACGGAGGCCCCCCAAUUAAGAUACUAAGCAUGAAAUAUCUUCAAAAUGAGUGUCUACCAAGUUUGUUCAAACAAAAGCCCUGAGGUCAAAAUUUGGAUGUCAUUGUUUUUCCCUAUAUGUGUAUAUAAUAAACUUUAAGAGCUGGAGCUUAAAUAUUUGGCAUGAACAUCGUCUAGUCAUUGUCUAUCAAGUUUAUUCAAAUAAAAGCCCCUGGGUUAAAAUUGGCCUAUAUACAGGUGAGCGAUUUCAGGGCCAUCAUGGCCCUCUUGUUGUAAAAGUUCAAAUGUAUGCAAAACUUCAAUAUGAUUAAGACAGAUAUGGUAAAUGAACUAAGUAUUUCUGUUUUAACUCCUGUGAUGAUGUCGCUUAUAUGAGCCGCGUCACGACAAAACCAACAUAGUUGGUUUGUGACCAGCAUGGUCACUGCCUCCGCGCAGUCUGAUCAGGAUCCAUGCUGUUCGCUAUCAAUUUCUCUACUUGUUAUAGGGUUGGUAAGCGAACAGCAUGGAUCCUGAUCAGACUGGUCUGGAUCCAUGCUACUCGCAAACCCAUUAUGUUGGUUUUGUCAUGAGGCGGCUCAUAUGUGUUACUAGAGGCAUAUUUAUGCGUAAACUUCCAUACAGUCUGAUCCAUUUCUAUUUGUUGGUUAAUUUACUCUAAUAUAAAGAAAUCAUCAAAAAUAUAUGUUCUAAUUAGGAUAAGAAUAUCUCCAUGUACAAAUUCAGCAGUUAAAACUUUAUUGAUAACAAACAACAAAUUUAUUUGACUCUAAUGAUGUUUUUUUCUUCCCAAAGUAUUGAAAAAUUACAAAAAUAAAACUUUAUUGAUAACAAACAAAAAAUUAUUUGACUCUAAUGAUGUUUUUUUUCCAAAGUAUUGAAAAAUUACAAAAAUAAAA
Messenger RNA from Ruditapes philippinarum (Manila clam), 3221 nucleotides. RefSeq lists its product as uncharacterized. The transcript has 5 exons. Bases 68 to 874 code for a protein of 268 amino acids. NCBI's taxonomy places the organism in Eukaryota, Metazoa, Mollusca, Bivalvia, Venerida, Veneridae. The record is from RefSeq and is a predicted model, not a curated record.